Molecule: messenger RNA, 2430 nt
Organism: Osmerus eperlanus (European smelt)
Lineage: Eukaryota; Metazoa; Chordata; Actinopteri; Osmeriformes; Osmeridae
Gene: tmem116
Product: transmembrane protein 116
Exons: 11
Coding region: 186-1268 (360 amino acids)
Biological process (GO): adenylate cyclase-activating G protein-coupled receptor signaling pathway
Cellular component (GO): plasma membrane
Molecular function (GO): G protein-coupled receptor activity
Source: RefSeq, a predicted model, not a curated record
ACUCAGUGGGAUGUCGUGGUAUCUCAGUAGGACGUUCAUGUGCCUGUGUGGGCGGGGUGACAGCCGUAGGUGGAGCUCCUGUGAACAGGGAGGAUGUGCAGCGUGAUGUCACAGUCACUGCAGUGCUAUACCACAGUCCUGCAUUCCUGCUCCUGUCAGGAAGCCUUGACAACAGAAAGGAAAUCAUGGCAACUUUUGGGCUCUUCUCAAACAACUCUCAGCAAAACACGACACAAUCUGAAGACUGGACCGUUGUUUACACUGCAGUCAGGUGGAUCCAGUUGAUAAUGGCAGUUCUGAGCAUUUUAGGAGCUGGAUCCAUUGUUUUUCAUGCAUCUUCCAAAAAACUCACCCGGACUCCAGAGAUCCAGGCUCUGUUUCUCCUGAGUGUGACAGACAUGCUGCUGGCACUGAGCUGGCUGGUCGGAGCUGUGCUGUUUUCCCAGGGCAGAGAUAAUCACACCACCUGCUACAACCUGCACACAUUCGAACAGAUGCUGUACAUGACCUCCUUCAGCUACACAGUAAACUACAUGUGGGCUCUUUACAGUAGCAUCAGCACAAGGUUCUACUGCAGUGUCAGUGGAGGUCCUUCUCAGUUUCCCCGCAAAGUGAGCACCUUCUGCAAGAUGGCUGCUUACAUGUCCUGGGUGCUUCCUGUUCUCCUGAUGACGCCGGUGUUGAUAACUGGAAACAUGGAGAAGUGCCAUGCAAACUUCAGUCAGCCUUACCAGUGUCUCCUCAUGCACACGGGGGCUCUUUACCCACCCCCCCAUCCCACAAAGAAGCACCAGAUCACAGGCUGCACUCUGGUCCACCUGUUCAGCAUUGCUGUCUUCCUGCUCGCCUUCUUCUUCACCUGGGUGGGGAUUGUGGUGCUGAUUGGAAAGUCCCGCCAUAUUUACAGACGUUGCGUCACCUCCAGUGGUUUCCUAGGGGACCGCCAGUGGGCGUCCCUCCGUGUUGUGGACAGACGCGUUCUCCUCUACCCCUCAGUCUUCCUCUUUUGCUGGGGACCAGCUGUGUUCCUGGCAGUUCUCAGGCUCUACAAGCCCACUGCAGUGGAGGGACUCGUAGGAGUGGUGCUCUACUUAUCACAGGCCUUCUCCUCAGCCUCCCAGGGCCUCCUCAACUCACUGGUGUACGGCUGGACCCAGAGCACCUUCCGCUCAGCUAGCAAGGCCUCUCUGAGGGAUGUUGAUACCCAGACGCCACUUCUCCAGUCUCAGAAGAAGAGCUACCAGACAGGCCUGCGCACCAUGGGCUAGGGGAGUCCCUGGCCUCGGCACACUAGAUUGGCCAGCACACCAGACUGCCCUGUGGGUAGAAGAGUGUCUGGGGCCGUGGUGUACCACAGUCGCCAUAGCAACUGAACGAAGUUCAUAACAACGUCAGGAGGAUACUGAACCGUACCAUCUGUGUUUCUGUUGCAGGGCUUGGAAUAUCAGGGUUUUGUUUUGAGAUUUGGGGAAACCCCUUGGUUGUGUGUGUGAACAGUUAUAGUAGUUGUUGUGGUUGUGAAGAAGAAGUGCAGAAACUGAAUUAGAGAGAGACUUUCAGCUGCCAGGCUCUAAAGAGCAACCAUAGUCAGCAGAUGAACUGUCAGGGGGAUUUUAUACACAAGGAAGUGUUUCACUGAAACAGGAAAUGAGACAUCUGUACUGGUCACAUCAACUCCCUCGCCUGGGCUGUUUUGACGGUUCACAAUGGAACGCAAAAUGUUUUCACAUUGUCUCGCAAAAAUCCCACUUUUUCCCUAUGGCAGUGUGGUUGAAGAGCUUGAGAACUGGGUGGAAAAGUUCCUGACAAACAUGUUCUGAGGGCCCCUAGACCUCGCCCUAGCACUCACUUCACGUUGCCCAACCGUGCAGAAGACCCUCAGAGGCACCGUCAUAUUUGAUCUGGAAUCAAUAAGGGGACAUCAUUCACAAGGCAAACUCUUUGUAUAGUCAUGUGACCCUGGCCAUUGUGAACAGGCCCUGUGUAGCGUGUGGGAUGUUUUUUGCAGGUCAGCACACUAAUUCUCGGUAAUGCGAUGGAAUGUGUCAGUCAUCAUUGGACAACUUUGCACAGAAGGCUUCAUGCUGGGCUGUAUCUCCCUUCUAUAAAAUCAUAUUCUUAUCCAAUUGUUGGACAAUGUUUUGAAAUGUUUAUGCAGCUUGUGGAGUUUUAUCUUAUGUGAGAGGUUGUUAUAAAGGCCACUAUAAGUGGUUUUGCUAUGCAUGUGUUUUCCCCUUGUGGAUUAAACCUUUUUACUCUGUAUUAUUGACACCUCAAUAAGGUUUAAUUUCAACAAAGUAAAGUACAAAUGUAAUGCUUAUCUUUACAAAAGCUGUGAACUACGACAAAAUUCUUAAAAAAUAAAUAUUUCACAAUCAUUAAUUUUUUUUAUUGUGACAUCACAUUUAGAAUUCUGUCAUUUGGAUUUGU